AACGUGCAAUCUCCGUCCCUCGGCAUCAUACUGCAACAGCAAGAGCAGUUUCUACUUUCAUCUCCAGCAGUUCCAGCGCCACCUUAACAUACGAUGUCGGCUUUCGUGCAGUUUUUUUGCAUUGACGUCAAGACAUACAGCUCCAAACAGGCUUUCUUCAUAUUUCGUAUGCUUGAGUCCAAAAAUGGACAGAUAGACGGACACUGGUGCUCGUUUUAAACCAAUCUGACUGCAACAGUGGCUGAUCCAUCUCCCAUCACUCCGAGGAAGCUACUGCGUCCGAGGAUAACCGCAACACAACCACCGUUGCCCAGAGUGCGGCCCAGGCAAGAGCCAGCCACCGCCGCAUCAGGCACCAUGAUGGAGGGGGGCAUUCAGCUGCUCAACCGCGAUGGUCACAGCAUUUCGCACAACUCUAAGCGGCACUACAACGACUCCUUCAUGUCCAUGAACAGGAUGCGACAGCGGGGCCUGCUGUGUGACAUUGUGCUCCAUGUCUCCAACAAAGAAAUCAAGGCGCACAAAGUGGUGCUGGCAUCCUGCAGCCCCUACUUCCACGCAAUGUUUACCAAUGAGAUGUCCGAGAGUCGGCAGACCCAUGUGACCCUUCAUGACAUCGACUGCCAGGCUUUGGAGCAGCUGGUCCAGUACGCCUACACAGCAGAGAUUGUGGUCGGGGAAGGCAACGUGCAGACCUUGCUCCCGGCCGCCAGCCUGCUGCAGCUCAACGGGGUGCGGGACGCCUGCUGUAAGUUCCUCCUCAGCCAGCUGGACCCCUCCAACUGCCUGGGCAUCCGAGGCUUCGCUGACACGCACUCCUGCAGCGAGCUGCUCAAGUCCGCCCACAAGUAUGUCCUGCAGCACUUUGUGGAGGUGUCCAAGACGGAGGAGUUCAUGCUCCUGCCACUGAAACAGGUCCUGGAUUUGAUCUCCAGUGACAAUCUCAACGUGCCGUCUGAAGAGGAAGUGUACCGCGCUGUGUUGAGCUGGGUGAAACAUGAUGUGGAUGGCCGAAGGCAACAUGUCCCCUGGCUGAUGAAGUGUGUGCGGCUGCCACUGCUGAGGCGAGACUUUCUGAUGAGCAACGUGGAUACAGAGCUGCUGGUGCGACACCACACGGAGUGCAAGGACCUCCUGAUCGAGGCUCUCAAGUACCACCUGAUGCCUGAGCAGAGGGGAAUCCUCAGCAACAGCCGGACGCGCCUGCGACGCUGCGAGGGUGCAAGCCCUGUGCUCUUCGCCGUUGGUGGCGGCAGUUUGUUUGCCAUCCACGGAGACUGCGAGGCGUACGACACCAGGACGGACCGCUGGCACAUGGUGGCUUCAAUGUCCACUAGGCGGGCCCGGGUGGGCGUCGCAGCCAUUGGGAACAGACUUUAUGCCAUCGGAGGGUAUGAUGGCACCUCGGACCUCGCGACCGUGGAGUCCUACGACCCCAUCACUAACACCUGGCAACCGGAGGUUUCUAUGGGCAUACGGAGGAGCUGUUUGGGUGUAGCCGUCCUGCAUGGCCUGCUGUACGCUGCUGGUGGUUAUGAUGGAGCCUCUUGCCUCAAUAGUGCAGAGCGUUACGACCCUCUGACCAGUACAUGGACCUCGAUUGCUGCCAUGAGCACCCGCAGGAGAUAUGUCCGAGUAGCAACUCUGGAUGGCAGCUUGUAUGCAGUGGGAGGUUAUGACAGCUCCUCACACCUCGCAACAGUGGAGAAAUAUGACCCCCAGAGCAACGCGUGGAUAGCGAUCUCCAACAUGCUGAGUCGGCGCAGCAGUGCCGGGGUGGCCGUGCUGGACGGCAUGCUGUACGUCGCAGGGGGCAACGACGGCACCAACUGCCUGAACUCUGUGGAGCGCUUCAACCCCAAGGCCAACACCUGGGAGGGAGUGGCCCCCAUGAACAUACGCAGGAGCACUCAUGACCUGGUGUCUAUGGAUGGCUGGUUGUACGCAGUGGGAGGUAACGAUGGCAGCUCCAGUCUCAACUCCAUCGAGAAGUACAACCCACGCAGCAACAAAUGGGUCGCGGCCUCCUGCAUGUUCACGCGACGCAGCAGCGUGGGCGUAGCUGUGUUGGAGCUGCUGAACUUCCCCCCACCUUCCUCAACCACCCUCUCGGUUUCCUCCACCAGCCUUUGACACGGGGUCACCGCUUGGCUGACCUCGGCCUCUGCUGCUACAGCCCAAACUGGCUCUGGGAAGAAACGCAACUGCUCGGUUUGAGACUGGGAGGAGGACAGGAGUGGACAGGUAAAUGGAUGGAGGUGGGAGAAGAGGGAGAGAGAGGGAAGGUGAGGAUAAGGUUCUUGGCUUCAUUGAUAUUUAGUACCCUCCAAAAUGAGUGGCACUCUUGGUAAAGGUUGGCCAACCAUCGUUUAGGGAGAUUUUACUCAAUAAAUUUAAAAAAAAUUACAAAAGUACCCUGUGAUCGCCCCCUACCCCCCAAAAAAUCCACCUGUAACUAUGAAUUGUCAUUAACAGUUCAGGGACAACUUAGGAUUCUUUAUUGAUCCACUACAAAAUAUUACAUUACAUUUUUUACGUUAUAGUCAGACCAAUCUGGCUUCUCUUUACCAAGAUUCCCAUUAAUUCUGGAAACUAUCUGGUCUGGACACCUGAAGCUCCACCAGACAGACGCCAGCGCCCACUCUCAAGAGUAUAAAGAUGUGCCCGGAUGUGUUAACAUGUCCUCGAGCUCCACUUUUCUUUUCUUUCUCCCACCACUCCAGUGUUUGAAACACUCAUCGUGAAACAUGGUGGACACUUAAUUCUGUCAUGUCUGCUGUAAAUGUUUUUGGUUUGAUGUUGUUGUCCUCUGCAAUACUUUUUGUUUGAUGUCAGGAUGUUUUGCAAUAAUGUAAAAAGAGAGAAAGUGAAUGAUUUUACUUUUGGAAUGUAGCUUUUGACUGGGUGUACGUGCAUGUUUACAGAUCGACUCCGAACAGGAGGAUAAAACGUUGUAGUGCCGCUGUGCCACACUAGGUGGUAGUAACAGGUUAAAAACCCUUCCCACACUGCAGGACAGCAUGGACACAGAACAGAGAGAAGUCAGCCCCUCGAUAUAUAUAGUAAAUUAGUUUAAUCUUCUUUUUUUAUAAAAUAAUAAUUGUGAUGAACUAUAUGUAUUUAUAAAAAAUGAUAAAUUCUAAUAUAUAUUCUGUUUUAAAGGGAGGAAACAGAUCAGACAUAUGACUAUUUAAGAGUGUUUUAAAUAUAUUUAUUUUGAUUGUGUGCAUAUCGUCAAUUUAAAUGACAAAGAGAAUGUCUAAGGGAGAGAGAGAGAGAGAGAGGUUGUUGUUCAGUUUAUGUGCAUUUUAAGUUUCUUCUGGUUAAGAGGACUGAUUGAUGCAUUUUGAUAUGCAGCAUUUCCUUUACUUUUCUUCACAUUUGUUCACUGCCACAAGCAUGAUCUCACAUGAUACUGGACCGUAUGCCUGCUACAUUUGUGCUCACGGCUUUAGUUUUGUGAAAACUUAUUGACCAGUCGAUGACAGGACUCUAUAUUGUCUUGAAUUACUUUUAAGUGGACAUAAUCUGUGCACACAUGACAAGCUUAAAAUGGCAUUAAAGCAGCAAGUUAACCUACUGUUUACCAACACUUGACACAAAUGAGUAAUGCUGUUGACACUUGGUGCUGUCAUAUUUCCUUCGAUACAUAAUCAAGUGUGGUGUCUUGUUAUAUGACCUCAUUGUUGAAAUGGAUCCAAAUCUAUUGCAACAAUGUUGAACUAGAAACGACUGCAGAUAUACUGGCUGUAUAACGUGUGGUGGAUGACUUGGGGACGUCGCCACUGAACUUGGAUUGUUGAAAAUAAAUGGAUUACCUUAAGUCUUCAUGACUACCCGGGUUCAGUUGAGAUUUUAUGUAGCGCAGUGAUACUUAUCCAAACUUCUGAGAAGUUGCCUUUAUUUCUUUAUUCUUUUGAAGGAUUUUGUUAAUCCAGUUCUGUUCUCUAUCUAUGACGACCUUACUUUUCAUUUGUUCCAGUGGACCCAGUAGAAUAGUGGCUGUGAUGGUCUUAAGGAGAAGCUGUUAUUCUGUCAAGUGGCAGUGAGUCAGGGCCAGACUUUAAGAGAUGUGCACACACAACCACAAAAGACCUUGGCCUCCAUUUUGCUGAUUGAACUGUAAAUACAAAACGUGUUCAUCUGAAAUCCAUUUGUGCAAUUCCAAUGUGAUUGUAGCUAUUUUUUUUGCUUUGUGUUCAAUGUGGUGAUGAUUGUUUAUUUAUUAUAGGUUUGUUAUUUAUGAGGAACUUUAAAAUGUUGAAUUUUGCACUAUUGCGAAAUGGAGCAAUACACUGUAAAAUUAAAAAUAAAGCUGUUUUCAGAUGUGA
Pseudoliparis swirei is the source of this 4331-nucleotide messenger RNA. RefSeq names its product kelch-like family member 17 (gene klhl17). Gene Ontology annotation, molecular function: protein binding. Bases 358 to 2133 code for a protein of 591 amino acids. The transcript is spliced from 12 exons. The record is from RefSeq and is a predicted model, not a curated record. Lineage: Eukaryota; Metazoa; Chordata; Actinopteri; Perciformes; Liparidae.